GAGUACAAUGCCUAUUUUAGCUUUAUAUAACACAUUAAUUUUAUUUUUUUCUAUUUGUGUAGUGUAUUAUGAAUCUUACACAUUUAAAAAUUAUAUUUUUAUACUUAUAAUAUGAGUUGGUUCAAACGCAGUAGAGGAUUUGAAAAAAUUGACAAUCUCGAUUUGUCUGCAUGUUUCGAUAGUUUUAACAAACACUGGCAGCAAACUUUUGAAAUAAUUGAGCGGUUUCAAACAUCAAAAGGUGUUAUUAGGUAUGAUGAUAUUGUAGCUGUUAUAAAUCAUUUAAAUCAAUUGAUAAAACUAUUAUUACUUGAUGUACAAUCAUCAAAGUCAACCAAUCAAUCACGAUGUCUUGAAUAUUUUUUGAAUAAUCAACUACUUGGAAAAUUAUACUCAUGGAGUUUAAAAACCGAUCGGUACAAAAGUUAUUUGAAACUGGAACAACUAAAAGUUUAUGGUGUUCUUUUGUCAGAAUUUCGAGGCCAUCAAUUACUUUCUGAUGAUUCUAUAUUAAAUCCUUUAUUAUUAAUUUUAAACUCAUAUGAUGGUGAUUGUUUAUCUGUAGAAAUUGAAAAACAUUUGGUAACUGUAUUAAGACAAUUUUGUGUAGUUCUUUCCCAUCAUCCAAGUAUAUUGAGCAAUGUUUUAAAAGAGAAUACUAAAAAUUCAAAAUGUAUUAUAUUAUCAUUAUUAGUGGCAUUUAUACACCGUGAUGGGUCCAUUGGUGAAGAAGCUCGUGAUGCUCUUUUAAUAUUUGUAUCAUUAUCUCGUCAAAACGAUAUACUAGCUAAUAUUAUAACAUCUAAAUCAAAUGUAAGUCCUGUACUGGCAACUGGUUUGAGCGGUUUAUAUUCAGUAUUACCUCGAAAAUUAGAAAUUGAAAAUGAUUGCUACAGACUGAGUCCAGAAAAUAUAGAAGAUGUUCCAGAACUAAAUAAUUUUUUAGCUUCUGUAGAGCUGUGUAAUGCUGUUGCUAAAAUAUGUCAUAAAACUGUGUAUGAUCAACUUUUAGAUUAUUUAUAUCAUGGGUUCCUUUUACCAGUUGUUGGGCCAGCAUUGAUGCAGGACUUUGAAAAUAAUUGCAGUUUCAAUACACAUUUAUCAUGGGUAGCUGAAGAAGAAGUAGCCACAGCUACAAUUUACUUAGAUUUAUUGCUACGUAGUGUUACACACCCAGGACUUCUACAGACAUUUAUAAAAUUUAUAUUGUGUCAAAGAUUUGAAAAAAUUAAAAUUAUUGAACUUCUUGUAAAUCGAAUUAAUAACAAAUCUUUUAAGGUUUGUAUUGCUACUCUUGCUUUGAUGGAAACAAUUUUAGAUUUAAACUGUGAAGAUGUAAUGUUAGAACUAGUUCUCAAAUAUUUAGUGCCUUGUACACACAUUAUGCUUAGUCAACGUUCACGAAUUAAACAAGUUGAUUCCUAUUGUAAAUCUGCUGAUAUAUUUUUAUCCUUAAUGCCAGAUGUAUUUAAGCAUAGAAAUAUUAAUUCUCAAACUUUAUAUUCUGAAUAUCGAUGUUAUUUAAAUUGUGCACGAAUUAAAAUAGCUGAAUGCGCUAUUGAAACUAAACAUUGGACAUAUUUAUACGAUGGAGAAAAUCCAUCUUACACAAUUGUUGAAUUUAAAACCAAUGAUGUAGAAAAUGAUCAAAACAGCAUUUUAUCAGCUGAUGAUAGUUCAAGUGGAUAUGAAAGUUUUAAAGCUAUGAAAGAUAUUGACAAAUUGCUUGGAAAUGAUGAUGGUAAACCAAGUGAUGAUAUUUUCUCAAACACUUCUUCACCGUGUGAAAGCGACUCACCUACUUGCUUUAUAAGGCAAUCUGCAUUCAAGACAAAAGAACCAUUUACGCAAUACCCUUGUUUGGGUCCAUUUCUUGAGGCUUUAUUUUCAAAACUAGAAAACAUGCCAGAACAAGAUUUUCGAAUCAAUUUACGUUUAACUGCUGUUAUAACUCGUCUAUCUGUAUAUAACAAACCUUUGAUUCAAUCAUUAUUGCUCAAUCAUUCUAUGAUCUUCCAACCAUGUAUUCGUUCUCUAUUUCAAAUAUUGCGUUUUUUAAAACAGACUAUUGAAAUAAAAUUAAGUGGCCGCAUAGAAAAGAUUAUUGAAGCUGAAGCUUUUUUAAUUGAACGAGAAAAUAAACUUAGCAACACCCAAAAUAAUCGCUCAACUAGUGGUAAAGUAUCUGAACCAUUUUUUAGAGGUGAACCUAAACGACGUAGUAUAUCUGUAGCAUUUGGAGCAAUGUUUAAAAGAAAUUCUGGGCAUAAAGACGCUAUAUUAGAAUCAACUACCAAUGGCUACAGGUAUUAUAAAGAAAAUAAAAAAGAAAAUGAAUCCCUCGACUUGCCAAUUAAUGCAAUAAUAUUGGCAGAAUGGCUUAAGGAAUUGUCAGCUAUUUGUCAAGAACACGCAAUUAGUUAGUACAUAUAAAUAAAUUCAACGAAUUAUUAUUAUUUGUACUAUUAGCAAUUAUGAAUAAAUAUAUUUUUACUUCGG
Messenger RNA from Sipha flava (yellow sugarcane aphid), 2499 nucleotides. RefSeq names its product UPF0518 protein AGAP011705. The coding region runs from base 112 to 2424 and encodes 770 amino acids. NCBI's taxonomy places the organism in Eukaryota, Metazoa, Arthropoda, Insecta, Hemiptera, Aphididae. The transcript has 14 exons. The record is from RefSeq and is a predicted model, not a curated record.